UUCCCAGCGGAACAUGGUGUUAACAUAAAUCUCGACCACAAAUUGCAACAACGGCGUAUGACGUAUUGAGUCGUUACAGGGCUACUCGGGCAUGACGCACUGCGUGUCGUUUACCAACGAGACCGUCGAUCGCUAAAAGGAACGGACAACAAGCUCAUCCCUAUUCCUCCCCGGCCAAGCAGCCGUAUGCUCAUAUGCUCGCAUGCGUAACAGGAGUAGGUCGACGGUUAAUUUGAUCCAAUUAUGUACCGCGUCUAAUUAACAAACACCAUCAGUUAAGCGCAAAUUUGCUUUUCCACAGUUUCCCACAAUCCCGGGCGCGCGCGCGCGCGUGUUUGUGUGUGUAGGGAUGCAGUGGAUGAGAUUUGUCGUCGGAUUGAUGCUGGCCGGAUAAUUGCCAGUCAACAGGUUGUCGUCGUUAGAUCACGCGAAUUAGACUGGACGCAGGUCCGAUGGUGUACCGCACAGGUGCUGUGAAAAUGUUUCCCUUCAACCGUUUUCGCCUGUCGUUCCCGCUUAUCCUGCUGCUCGUGUGCUGGCAUCUUCAGGCGCCGGCGGGUGUAAGCUCGCUCGAUCGCACGGACAACGCGACCGUACCGCUGGCUCGUGCCAAACGACUUAUAAGCUUCCCAAUCAAUGGUGGCUUAGCGAAGAUGAUUCUCGGAUUUCUGGCCCCGGUUCGUUUCCAUCAUCCACUGCCACGCAGCCUCAACCUCGGUAUCAAUGUGCAGGCCAACUAUGCGAUCAGUCCGAACAUAAUAUUCCCCCGGCCGGAGUCGAUCUUCAGCAAUCGCGAGCUGGAGCGCUAUGCCGAUCCGAACAGUCGGCAGCAGGUGUACGGUGCGCUGGAAAAGAUCCUGCAGAUGGUGCUGGGGACGAAUCGAACGGCACGCGAGUGUUUGCUGCGGACGGUGUGUGAAGUGGCGGACACACCGCUGCAUCAUAACGGGCUGGUAGGGGAGCUGCUGGAUGUGAUAUUUACGCCCCAAGAAUCGGAUGUACUGCCAUCAGAAUUCCUAAUGGCACGGAGGUAUGGUGCGAAUGGUGUUGAUUGUUUGCGAGUGUACGACUCCUGUCCGUGGGGUAUGGGAAUGCUAGAUCACGUGUCAACAAUUUUCGUUUAAAUCUUAACCUAUGAUAAUAACG
This is a messenger RNA of Anopheles coluzzii, 1146 nucleotides long. RefSeq lists its product as uncharacterized. The record is from RefSeq and is a predicted model, not a curated record. Lineage: Eukaryota; Metazoa; Arthropoda; Insecta; Diptera; Culicidae. The transcript has 2 exons. The coding region runs from base 453 to 1124 and encodes 223 amino acids.